UCUAGGUUUGAAAUUUAUGCGGGCAAGCGCAGCUCUAGUGACGGUGGUGCAAGCGCAUUCGAUCACAAAACUGGAGCUGCCGCCGUCGUUCGAAAUCUGAAGAUAGUGCUCGACAGCAAUGCACGACACGCUUGGCACCUAGUCGUCGUCGACCGCUUCUAUUCCUCCAUUCUUCUGGCGAUCGAGCUGCUUGCUAUGGGCGUGUACGUGAUCGGAACUAUCAUGAUUGACCGUCUCGGACUGGACCAAAACAUCGUAGAGAAGCGGAAGUCGCGACCAGCGUUUAUUCCUCGCGGCACGUUCACGUUCUCGCGCUCGGUCGCAGUUCCAAGCAUGGUAGCGCUUCACUGGUGGGACCGCAAGCCGGUACACUAUCUGUGCACGGGAUCAGCGAUGACAGCUUCGACAAUCGACCGCAACGUCAAGCAAGUGGGCCCCAUUACG
Molecule: messenger RNA, 444 nt
Organism: Phytophthora sojae
Lineage: Eukaryota; Oomycota; Peronosporomycetes; Peronosporales; Peronosporaceae
Exons: 1
Source: RefSeq, a predicted model, not a curated record